Cucurbita pepo subsp. pepo (vegetable marrow) is the source of this 1131-nucleotide messenger RNA. RefSeq names its product single-stranded DNA-binding protein, mitochondrial. Gene Ontology annotation, biological process: positive regulation of helicase activity; mitochondrial DNA replication. Gene Ontology annotation, molecular function: single-stranded DNA binding. NCBI's taxonomy places the organism in Eukaryota, Viridiplantae, Streptophyta, Magnoliopsida, Cucurbitales, Cucurbitaceae. The record is from RefSeq and is a predicted model, not a curated record. Gene Ontology annotation, cellular component: mitochondrial nucleoid.
UCGGAGUCGGGUCUACUUUCUGAAGGGUUUUUAGGGUUUAAGCCAUUUAGCUGAAUUUCUGCGUUUUUCUUUGGAUUGUCAACUACGAAGACGAUGACCUCCAUGGCUGUUCUGUCAAGAAGGCUCUUCCGCUCUUUCCUGUCGAAUUCUAAAGCUUCUAAUCACCACGACGUCCUACCCGUGAUCUAUAGCUCGAAGAAUCUUUCCUUCCGCUCGGUCUCAGACAUCGGCGAGUCCAGUAUUGACUCGGACAUGGACUUGGGCUCACAUUCAGUAUCUAAUCGACCUUCUCUCUCACCGUCCUCGUCCCAGUCUUCAUCCCAGACGAGAACCAUCUAUAAUCGACCUCUGGAAAAUGGCCUCGAUGCUGGCAUUUAUAAGGCUAUAUUGGUGGGUCAGGUGGGGCAAAGUCCAUUGCAGAAGCAGCUGAAAAGUGGGAGAACAGUGACGCUGUUAUCAGUUGGUACGGGUGGUAUUCGUAAUAAUCGGAGACCCUUGGCUAACGAGGAGCCCAGAGAGUAUGCAAAUCGGUGCGCAGUUCAGUGGCAUCGGGUUUCGAUUUAUCCUCAGAGACUGGGCGAUGUUGUCAUGAAGCAUGUUGUGCCCGGUUCAAUUUUGUAUUUGGAGGGGAAUUUAGAGACCAAAAUCUUCACUGAUUCAACCACUGGUCUUGUUCGACGCAUUAGAGAAGUUGCCAUUCGUCGCAGUGGCCGCCUGGUAUUUUUGGGCAAGGGAGAAGGUGAUGUUCAGCAAUCUACUCAAUCAGAAUUCAGAGGUGUUGGCUAUUACUAAGAGAUGUUGCUUGCUGUGUUGUCAUAUGAAGGUCUGAAUGACCCACUUUUCUCUCUAAAUGCUGUGUGAUGAUUUCGCUUCAGAUUAGUUGCAACAAGGCAAUUACAUGGCCUUGUGAUGAUUCCCUUUCCCCCACCAUUUGUCAAGUGAUGAAUGUUUUUGGUUUAGGGUUUAGGGUUUUUGGCAAUUGAUGAAUGAUUCCCUUUCCCCCACCCUUUGUCAAGUGAUGAAUGUUUUUGGUAGCUAUAUGAUUGAGAGAGAAAUGAAAUCCAAAGUUGACUUGGCUUUCUCUAUGCAACUUAUUGUUUUUCAAUUGUGCAAACGACACCCUGUUUUUUU